AAUAACUGAAAAUAACCACCAGGAGAGAUGCUUACUUAAGACUGUUCAUUGAUCGAUGAAUAUAAGUGCAACAUACGCGGGCAAUCUUUAUCCGUUGAGUUUGAAAGAUACGAAAGAUACGAUAAUGAAACUUCGCUCGCGAGAGUUUUGGUUCUCUAAGAAGUCGGACAUUCUAAAUAUAUAUCAGGUUCUCGAGAGCAACCGCCAUAUAAUCUAAUAUCGUGCCCAGUCUCCCAGUGUUCGUGCUGCACUCUGCUAUCCGCUAUCCGUUGCUCGCGUGUUAGACGUAGAUUAUCAUCCGUGAAGGCAGGACACAAGAUCGGCUGUGAUCAUGGACCCGGAAGCAUUUUUGGAUGUGGCCAAUCAGGUCAUCAAGCUGAAAAUGUUUCCGUUCUUCGACAUCGCUCACAGUCUACUUGCCGCGCUGGCCGUGCGUGAGGACUUGGGCGCCAAUGCCCAGGCAUUUUCGCGGAAGCAUCCGCUCGCCUGCUGGCUCUCCACCAUGCUGGUGAUCUUUGCCGGCGGUAUGGUGGCCAACGGAUUGCUGGGCGAGCCUAUAUUGGCUCCGUUGAAGAACACAGGUCAGCUCCUUGUGGGCACAGCUGUGUGGUACGUAGUCUUCUACACGCCAUUUGAUAUCGGUUACAAGGUGGCCAAGUUCCUUCCCGUCAAGAUUGUUGCCAGUGCCAUGAAGGAGAUCUACAGGGCAAAGAAAGUCUAUGACGGAGUGGGGCAUGCGGCCAAGCUGUAUCCGAAUGCAUGGAUAAUCAUGAUCAUCAUCGGUACUUUGAAAGGCAACGGAGCGGGAUUCACCAAGCUGAUCGAACGCCUUAUCCGAGGAGCAUGGACUCCAACAGCCAUGGAAUUCAUGCAGCCAAGCUUCUACACCAAGGCUUCCCUGUUGGCCUCGAUCAUCUUUGUGCUGGACAAAAAGACCGACUGGAUCUCAGCACCACAUGCACUGGUUUACUUCGGCAUCGUUAUAUUCCUGGUCUACUUUAAGCUGUCUUCCAUCCUGCUGGGCAUCCAUGAUCCCUUCCUGCCAUUGGAGAACCUUUGCUGUGCCAUCUUUUUCGGCGGAAUCUGGGAUAGUCUGGCCAAGAUCCUGGGCCGCGGGCAGGCCAAGGACGGCGAUAGCAAAGAUGUUAAAAAGAGCAACUAAACUAUUUGUAGUCUUCCCGUCCCCCGCCCCAAAAAAAAAAGUACUUAACGCUGCCAACCAAAGCUAAAGCCUAUAAAAACGCACACAAUAUAUACAUAAUACAUAGCAUAACGAACGAUCUUCCCAUGUGAUUCGAUUUAGAAGCGCAAGCCAAAGACAUUUUGUGAGGCGUGACAAUUACUCUUGAGGAUCAGCACUUGGUUGGGUGUGCCAGCUGUUCCUCGACACCGAUUUCACGCCAACUGUUAGCCCUCAAAAAUUUGUAUGUAAUGUUUUUUUUUAUAAUUGGUUAGGACUUACAAAAAACAGCAGCAGCAAAUACCACAGACUUAUUAAGAUGCCAUAUUUAAGUUUUAAAUUCGGCCAGGUACAGCUUAUCUCUAAACUAAUACGACAGUCAAAAACGAUUUUAGAUAACAAUUUUAGCAAUCUGAGGGAGCACGCCGAGUCUUGUGUUUUUUUGCUGCAAAAGCGACGUGCUCAACGAACGAAAUGUGUAAAUAUUAAAGUCGUUUCAUUGCUUCCUUUUUUUUAAAUACAUUUUAAGAGUUUUUGCCGAAGACCCAUUCGAAAAUGAUAGAUCAUUGCUUGAAGAUUGUGAAUACGUAUUCAAGCUGAACUUAAGGCUAUUGUAAGAGGAGUGAAUGUUUAUUGUUUGCAAUAAAAUUAAACUACGAUUUUG
This is a messenger RNA of Drosophila eugracilis, 1844 nucleotides long. RefSeq names its product trimeric intracellular cation channel type 1B.1. Gene Ontology annotation, molecular function: identical protein binding; potassium channel activity. The transcript has 4 exons. NCBI's taxonomy places the organism in Eukaryota, Metazoa, Arthropoda, Insecta, Diptera, Drosophilidae. The record is from RefSeq and is a predicted model, not a curated record. Gene Ontology annotation, cellular component: membrane. Gene Ontology annotation, biological process: potassium ion transmembrane transport. Bases 332 to 1162 code for a protein of 276 amino acids.